AUAACAUAAACAUCUAGUUCUUUUGGACAUUUGUUGCCAUCUACAUAGUCACUGUCAGGGUUCUAGAGCAGAGUUUGGGGCAUGCAGCAUAAUCUGACAGACUCUUCCUCACCGGGAAACAGAAUUGACCAUGGAGGCACAAGUGGGGUCUGCAAUGUAGAGGACACAAGCCAGGAGCAUGUUGGGAUGGGAUGCUAGCACACAGUGGCUUGUGGGGGCGAGGCACCACAGGAAGCAGUUGGCCUGCUGCUGCGGAUCUGCUGGUUGUGCCCUCUGCUGUGGCUGCUGCCCUAAGUUCCGGCAAUCUCGGAGCACCCGCUUCAUGUAUUUAUUCUACUUCACCCUGGUCAUCAUCCCCUGCUGCGUGAUGAUGUCGCCCUCUGUGAUGAAGCAGAUGAAGGAGCACAUUCCCUUUUUUGAAGACUUCUGUAAAGGCAUCAAAGCGGGCGACACCUGUGAGAACCUGGUGGGCUAUUCCGCGGUGUACAGAGUCUGCUUUGGAAUGGCUUGUUUCUUCUUUGUGUUUUGUGUGCUGACCUUAAAAGUCAACAACAGCAAAAGUUGCCGGGCCUCCAUUCACAACGGCUUUUGGUUCUUUAAAUUGCUGCUGUUAGGGGCCAUGUGUUCAGGAGCAUUCUUCAUUCCGGAUCAGGAGACCUUUCUGAAUGUCUGGCGCUAUGUGGGAGCUGUGGGGAGCUUCAUCUUCAUUUGUAUCCAGCUCCUCCUGAUUGUGGAGUUUGCACAUAAAUGGAACAAGAACUGGACUGCAGGCACCGUCCGUAAUAAGCUGUGGUACGCCUCCCUGUCGCUGGCGACACUCAUCAUGUAUUCCAUUGCCGUUGGCGGCUUGGCCUUGAUGGCAGUGUUCUACACACAGUGGGAUGACUGCAUGGACAACAAGAUUCUCCUGGGAGUGCACGGUGGCCUAUGUGUGCUAAUCUCUCUGGCAGCCAUCUCGCCCUGUGUCCAGAAUCGACAGCCACACUCUGGGCUGCUGCAGCCAGGGCUCAUAAGCUGCUAUGUCACCUACCUCACCUUCUCAGCACUGACCAGCAAGCCCGAAAAAGUAGUCAAAGAUGAACACGGGAAGAAUGUCACCAUAUGUGUGCCUGACUUCGGGCAAGACUUUCGUCGAGAUGAAAGCAUGGUGACCUGGCUGGGCACCCUUCUCUUAGUUGUGUGCAUCUCAUAUUCAUGUUUGACAUCAACGACGAGGUCGAGCUCGGACGCCCUGCAGCGGCGAUACGGAGCUCCUGAGCUGGAGGUGGCCCGGUGCUGUUUCUGCUUCGGUCCAGAUGGGGAAGACACCGAAGAGCAGCAGAAUGUCAAGGAGGGACCCAGGGUCAUUUACGAUGAGAAGAAAGGCACCGUCUACAGCUACUCCUAUUUCCACUUUGUCUUGCUCCUGGCUUCCCUCUACGUGAUGAUGACUUUGACCAGCUGGUUCCACUACGAAAACGCCACCAUUGAGACCUUCUUCGUUGGGAGCUGGUCCAUCUUCUGGGUCAAGAUGGCGUCCUGUUGGAUGUGUGUGCUGCUGUACCUGUGGACCCUGGUGGCGCCCCUUUGCUGUCCUUCCAGGCAGUUCUCUGUCUGAGGAUGUCCAGGUGCCCCACAGCUCAGCAGGCCUGUGCCCACUCUGGAGGGCUGCCCCUGGAACGUGUGCACCAGGGGUUAAGCAGCAGCUGGUGCCCUGUGCAAAGCUGACAUCCCCAGGCUAGCUUAAGUAGGCCUGACAAAGCACCAUCUCCAGAUGAGCUUCUCACUGUUAAGUCCAAAAGGAAACAAACUACCAGUUUGCUCUACAGGAAUUGAACCCCGUAGCCAAGCUGGUAGGUGCGGUUAUAUCGUCUCUGUAUGCCUUACCCACAAGCUAGCUAGAGUUUUGCUGCUGCCGUUCCCAGGUGUGCAGAGCUGGGGGCACAGCAGCCACCACAGGGAGAGCACGGCCUUUCUGGCCUGCCACUCUCAUCCUUGGCAUAAAGAGCAACAACAAAACACUGAGUCCUCAGCCUGAGGUGGGCCUGUUCUCUGUCACUCACUCUUGCCCCCUGGAGCCCCCACAGCUCCUGUUUAUACAGAGUACAGAGGAAGCCCCCCCCCUUUGAGUUCCCCUUUGAGUCCACCUCAACUACUUCUGCAUGUCCCUGCCCCAGCAUUUUCUAUUGAGGUCAUGAUGCUGGGAGUCACGGCCUUCCCGUCCCCUCUGCGCCUGACAGAAGUCCUUCAUUCUUGUCUAGGGUAGUGUCUAUAAUAAUGUGAAAAGCACAGUUUGCUCCCACCUCUGUAGGACACUCCACCAUGCUUCCCCUACCCGAUGCAGGUCACUGCAGUAAUCCUGGUGACCGUGUCCAUGCCUGUAAAACACGGUGCUUGCUGUUAUCUUGCCCAGGCAGUGGAGGAUUACAGUUCUUACUUGUUUGUCUCAUUAACAGGAAUGCUUUAAGGAUCUUAACAAAAACGUUGCUUCUUUACUGCAGCCUGCCACACCCUCUCAGAGUGUUAAGGUCAGCUCCCCUGGUUCUCCCCCACCAUGAGGCCUUCCUCACUUACAGUGUGUCCCCAAUGCUAACAUCAUAGAUUUUUGGAAGUAGAGAAAGGCUGGGGUGAGGAUCCAGGCAGCCUCUAACAGAGCUGGCCAGACAGAUUGGCUGGACAAGCUGUGGAAGUGCGGAAUUAGACUGAGAUGCAAAAGCAGGUGAUUGGGGUAUCUCACAAAACUACGACUAUAUCCACAGAAGUUCCCAGAUAUGGUUUUGGAAAGUAAUGCUCACGUGUGUGCAUUUUAGUGCUGGUGUUCUUGGCAAGGGAGGAGAUUUCCCCAGGCAAGUCAGGCAGAACCGGGACCACCUAAGCCCAGUUCCCGCAUGCCGAAAUGUCAGAUUCUUCACUUCUGCUCACUCCUGUGCCCCUGCUAAAAGGACCCAGGGGAAAGAAAUAGCAAAUUCUUUGGAGAACUUGCCUGGUUUACAGUAUUAGAGAUCCUGUCUUAAAAGGUAUACAAAUAAGGACAUUUAUUUGUCUGUAAACUUCAUCAUAAUUCCUGGUAUAGGAGGAAGAGGUCAGGGCCUCUCAGCAGAUCAGACACAGGAGAAUCACAGAAAGCAUAGCUAUACCCUAACUCUAACAAGUCUAGUUAAUCCAAUAGGAAUGGGACCCUCAAAAACUGGGAAUGAAUGGUUCAGAAAGUGGCCUGUGCCAGCCAGCUCCGUGCAGCAGCCCCUGCUGUGCCUGAGGGAGGUUCUGUGACCGAGGCAGAGGGGAACUCAGGUAGUAGCAGUAUUGUUUUUCGAAGGUCAGUCUUCUCUGCUGAGACUGGCAGCCUCAUGCCAGGUCACAGCCAGGCUGACAAGGCCACACAUUCCUGGGCUGGCCUCUUUUGGCCCCUUUUCCUCUCGUAAAGCAGCUCAGGCAAACCCAGUCAGAACCAGUGACAUAGCCCCAGUGGCUUCCCUCUGAACCAACCAAGCCCCACUCACUCUCCGGCUGCCUGAGUCUUGGUUGAGUGCAUGCCCCGUCCUUCAGAAGUUAGGUCUCACCGGAGGAAGAGCUGGCCAUGCCCUUCUUUACUCUCAGCUGAUGGUAUUGGAUUGAUGGUCAGAAUGAAGGUGGCUGUGCUUGAGGAUGAAUGGUUUCCAAGUAAGCUAUACCUAAGAAUUGAACCUUUAAUCUCAGCCGAAGCCUGGGGAGCUCUGAGAUUUCUAGGCCAGCUAGACCCUAUUUCAAAACAAAAGGUUAACAUUUGUGAUCAGCUGUGAGAAACUACUCAGGUAGAAGCCUGUUUGUGAGCUUAAGAACACUGUUGUUUGUGAGACUUGAGAAAACUGAAAAGUGUGCCAUUGCUCUGGGGUUAACAGCAGCAAAGCUCACUUGCUUGUUCCACCGGUGACUUUUAACGAUACAGACCUUUGCUUUGAGCAGUACCGGGGCAGAACUGAAAAUGCAUGCUUUAAAGCUCUGCCACUUAGCCAUGCAGCCCUGGAGGCAGAGUUUUGGAAAUCAUGGGUUCUCUCCCUCUCGUUUUUGUGAGUAAAACGUUAGUUAUGCCAGGGAAAGAUUCUCCUGAGGUCUCGUUCCCACUGACCUAGUUCCCACCCCAUUGCUGAGUCCUGCUUUGUGGUGCUGGAUAGCUGCUCUGGGCUUCUUGGGAAGUCAGCACAUGACUUGUUCUCCAGAGGUUUGGGGAGUUUUAUAUAGUGAGUGAAUGGUGAUGUGGAAAGAGUUGUAGGAGCAUAGAGUAUUGAGACUUUGGGGUUCCGAAUCCCAUAAGGAGUGGCCAAUGAGAGACAUAGUGCCAUGUUUCCAUGGAGACUUCACUCGAGUGUUAAUUGCUCCCUUCCCAAAUUGUCACCCUCUGCCUUUAUCCGAUGAUGUACUCAUGUAAACUUUGUGGAAUGGCCCGUCCUUGGUGCUUCAUAUUACCCUGGAAAGAGAGCUCCAGAGCCUGCAUUUAAACUUCUGGGCUUCUCUUCUUCCAUUGCCUUUCUAAGCAGUGGCUCUUUUUUAUGUGCUGAAGCAAACCAGUGCACAUCCCACAUACUGCCAAGAAGUGAAAGGGCGUCAGGAAGACGAGCUCCAGAGAGGACCCUGGGCCUCCUCCAUCAGACAUGAGCUUGCAAUCUGGUCAUAGACUCUCAAGGUUUCUUCUGAGACUCACUCACUAGUAAGCAUUUUCAUUUCCUGCAGAGACGAGCUCUCUGGCAUUGGGGUGACUUCAGUAGAUAGGUGAGCCAACAAGAGGGCUUGAGCUCGUUCUCAUUUUCUGUUUUCUAUUGGUGAAGCACUCACAGAGACAAGUUAUUUCGAAAGGCCGGAACACUUGGCUUUUACCAAAGAGGUGUAUUUAAUUUUGUUUUAGUUGCGCAAGGGCAGAGCCAGAAUGCAUUCGUCCAGUUGACUUCCAGAAGCUUAACCACAUUCAUGUGAGGGAAAUGAUAGAAGUCUUUAAGGUAAUCCUUUGGGAUCCUGGGAAAUUCUCUCAGGUAAAGAAAGAUUACAGCAGAUGAGUAAUAUAUGUCUUGAGAGCUAUUUAUAAAAACUGUAAGAGGAUCAUUUUGUUUCCAUUUAUUAAAGAUUUAAACUUUUUUACUUUGUAAAGAAAAACUACAUUUUUAUAGUCAUAACUGUUAAUUUUUUUAAGAAAGAUUUUUUUGGAAACAAUUAGCUGUAGCCAAAUUUUGUGGUUACAGUUUUGCUAUAGUGGAGUUUGAAUGCAAUUUCUGUGGUAAGUCUACUGUUGUUUAUAAAGGUCUCCGACCUGGUUAGAUUUUGCUACCUUUUAAAAUAGUUAUUUUUUCCCCAUUAGCCACAAAGCCAAUUAUGGAUUUGUAUUUGUUUUUCCAAUGCUAAUUUUUCUAUGAAGCACCUGAAAUUAACUGGCCUUUUCCUAUGUAGAAAACUCAAACUUGUUAACUGUGUAUUUAAUAAAAUGUAAACUUGAAAA
Rattus rattus (black rat) is the source of this 5443-nucleotide messenger RNA. RefSeq names its product serine incorporator 5 (gene Serinc5). The coding region runs from base 179 to 1597 and encodes 472 amino acids. Gene Ontology annotation, cellular component: membrane. The record is from RefSeq and is a predicted model, not a curated record. The transcript is spliced from 12 exons. NCBI's taxonomy places the organism in Eukaryota, Metazoa, Chordata, Mammalia, Rodentia, Muridae.